Molecule: messenger RNA, 1485 nt
Organism: Lytechinus variegatus (green sea urchin)
Lineage: Eukaryota; Metazoa; Echinodermata; Echinoidea; Temnopleuroida; Toxopneustidae
Product: thiamine-triphosphatase-like
Exons: 2
Coding region: 251-946 (231 amino acids)
Biological process (GO): dephosphorylation; thiamine diphosphate metabolic process; thiamine metabolic process
Molecular function (GO): thiamine triphosphate phosphatase activity; magnesium ion binding
Source: RefSeq, a predicted model, not a curated record
GUGGAUGUUGAUGUCACCUUGUAGUACUGUAAACCCGCGUAGUACACAGUUGUAAAAUGUAAACAGCAUUGGCGUUGUGCACGUGCAAUGGUGCAUUGCGACAUUACUAUCCAGGGUAGCAUGCAAUGCAUGCGAUGCCUUCGUAUUUCGAGUGUGUUACAACCCUAGCUUCUAGUACGAUUGUGGUGAAAAGACAUCUCUAAAGUUAAGUACAAAUAACGAAGCUACAUCCUACAUAUCUAAAGAAGAAAUGGGGGAUAAAAUAGAGCCUAAAAUGAUCGAGAUCGAGAGAAAAUUUCUAGUGAGUGGAGACACGGGUGAGAAGAUUGUGAAUGCCGGUGGAACAUUCAGUGGCGUAGUAACACUGACUGACAGUUAUUUUGACAAUGAAAAUUACAGUCUAACCAAGGAAGAUUUCUGGUUGCGACGAAGAAAUGACCAGUGGGAACUAAAGAUGCCUCCCAAAAACCGUCAGGAUGAAUCUGCAUCAUGCACGCAAUACAAGGAAGUGACAAAUGAACAUGACAUUGUAACAGAGUUGGCCGCCAUCUUGUUCAAUAACUCUCCAAAUGAUGAUGAUGCUGCGAAUGGUAAUGAUCAAAUGUAUGAAGCGAAAGAUGUUCAGACAAUGGUCACGAAGUUUGGUCUUGAACCGUUUGCAGAUCUCAAAACCAGUCGUAAAAACUAUCGCAUGAACGAUGAGAUUUCAAUCACCAUUGACGAGACGGACUUCGGUUUUCAGGUCGGAGAGAUCGAGAUGAUGGUUCAAAGUAGUGAUGCUGAUGUCAUAAGUGAUGCAGUUGCUAAAAUUGAAGGAGUGGCACAAAGUUUAGGUUUUUCCAACCUAGUCUCUGUUCAAGGAAAAUUGGAAGCUUACCUGUCAGCCAACAAUCCUACACACUACCAGACACUGAUAGAUGCUGGCAUCUUGAAGGAUUACAGAUGAUCUACACAGACUGGCAUGAAGACUAUACCCAUAUCAGCACCAGUUGCUCUAUUGAGGAACAUGGAAUAAACCAUAGCCUACUGUGUCCACGUGUAUAUAUGAUUUAAAUGAUUGUGUAGAAUUUGGAUAAUUCCUAUGGAGGAAUGAGAUGGUGUUCAUUUUUUACACGUUUUUAAGAUUAUAGAGAAGUAAACUUGUUUUUAUUCAGAUUAUCCAACACUUUCAUAUUUCAUAUUCGUCAGGGUUAAGGGGCAUAGUAUCGCACCACUUUGCUGUACGACACAUGUUCCAAGGUCAAUAUAAUUUAAUACUAGGAAUUAGGAAAUACAAAACAGAACAAGGUUGAAUUGAUACAUGUUCCACUAUAACAUAUUAAAGGGGAAGUUCACCCUGACAAAACUUUGUUGUAAAAAUGGCCGAAAAAAAAUAAUUAUAUUUCUGAAGGUUUGCGGAAAUUCCAUCAAAGAAUUUAAAAGUUAUUAGAAUUUUUGAUUAGUUGAUUUGUAAUGUCAUAGUUGAGCAGCAUUCCUACAUGGCGA